Messenger RNA from Dermacentor silvarum, 951 nucleotides. RefSeq lists its product as uncharacterized. Gene Ontology annotation, biological process: DNA integration. Lineage: Eukaryota; Metazoa; Arthropoda; Arachnida; Ixodida; Ixodidae. The transcript has 3 exons. The record is from RefSeq and is a predicted model, not a curated record. Gene Ontology annotation, molecular function: nucleic acid binding. The coding region runs from base 1 to 951 and encodes 316 amino acids.
AUGGCGCACAGCAUGCUUCCCUCGUUUCCUUUCUACGACGCGCGUGCCACUGACGCCAACAACGUCGGCACCGAAUGGUUGAAACUCAACUUCGGAAUCAACUCAGCAGCCAAAGUGUUCCAGGACACCAUCCGUCAGGUUCUAACCAACAUCCCCAACGUGCUCAACCUAAGCGAUGACAUAUUGGUGUAUGGAAAGACUGAGAAAGAGCAUGAUGAAGCUUUGAAGGCGAUACUGGAAUGUCUACUUGCAAGUGGCCUCACACUGAACGUCAAGAAAUGCAAAUUCUACCAACAGGAACUUACCGUUUUCGGGCAUGUGUUCCCAAGCAAAGAACUGUCAGUCUCCAAAAAAGGCCUUGUGUUAAGAGGCACGCGGAUAGUAUUGCCAGCACAACUUCGCACAAAGGCGGUGCACCUUGCACAUCGAGGCCAUCAAGGCAUUGUCAAGACAAAACAGCUGUUGCGAGAGAAGGUGUGGUUCCCAGGGAUAGACUCUCUAGUGGACCAGACCGUCAAGAGCUGCCUGGCAUGCCAAGCUAACACACCGGUACACCAUCGAGACCCUUUGCCAAUUCAAGAGCUUCCUCGAGGCCCGUGGACAGAACUGUCGUUAGAUUUUGCUGGCCCUUUCCCUGAUGGCAAGUAUGCCAUGGCAGUUGUGGAUGAUUUCUCCAAGUACCCAGUCGUUAGCAUCUUACACACUCUUGCAGCACCUACAGGCAUCAAGCAACUGCGCACUAUAUUCGCUCAGUUCGGCUGCCCAGAAAUUGUAAAGUCAGAAAAUGGCCCACCCUUUCAGAGUGAGGGUUUUGCAGAGUUCACUAGCGAGCUUGGAUUCAAGCAUCACCGCAUCACUCCACGGUGGCCAGAGGCUAACGGGGAAGCUGAACGAUUCAUGCGCACUCUCAAGAAGUCAUACUCGCAUGUCGUGUCAGCCACUUGGCUCUGA